AUGCCGGUGCGCGUAUUCCAUCCAACAGAGAUCAUUUGCGACUAUGAGACUCACACAUUUUACGCUAUCGAUGCCUUCCUUGCUGGUGUAAACAUGCUCCAUGUAGAUAUCCACUUAGAAUAUCCGAGUAUUAUUACCAAGUAUGAUUGUUUGUCAAUCUUCUUGUGUGGACUUGUGUCUCGACCGCGUUUAUUUGAAUACUAUCGUGGUUGUUUGAAGUUCAUGUUUCAAAAUAGCAAUUUGAAUUCACAUUGUUUAUUCACUGCAGACCUUUUUUACUCUAACGAAGAAAUCCCAACAUGGAACUGCAGGGAGGUGCAUGACACAGCAUUUAGGAAUAGACACUUGUUCAACGAGGCUUUCGCUAUGCCAGUCUAUGUCAAGCAGACUAGAAGUGUAGCAACAAUGAAUAAUACUUUUGAUCAAGUACUUCCAAAUGUGGCUUCCAGUAACCUGAAUCAUAUUGCCGAAAUUAUUCGAAACAAUUCCAGAGUAGCGGUUAUUGUGUAUUCAAGAACCGCCUACAUUAUUAUCCUGUUUUCUUUGGUUGAACAAAAUUGUCGGGCUGAAGCUGAAGUCUUCCAUCAAUUGCUUUGUGACACCAUGUUUGACUAUGUUGUUGCAGCUUAUCUAAAUUGA
Messenger RNA from Mucor mucedo, 639 nucleotides. RefSeq lists its product as uncharacterized. The coding region runs from base 1 to 639 and encodes 212 amino acids. NCBI's taxonomy places the organism in Eukaryota, Fungi, Mucoromycota, Mucoromycetes, Mucorales, Mucoraceae. The transcript is spliced from 3 exons. The record is from RefSeq and is a predicted model, not a curated record.